Messenger RNA from Ylistrum balloti, 1158 nucleotides. RefSeq names its product oxygen-independent coproporphyrinogen III oxidase-like. Gene Ontology annotation, molecular function: coproporphyrinogen oxidase activity; 4 iron, 4 sulfur cluster binding; coproporphyrinogen dehydrogenase activity. Gene Ontology annotation, cellular component: cytoplasm. NCBI's taxonomy places the organism in Eukaryota, Metazoa, Mollusca, Bivalvia, Pectinida, Pectinidae. Bases 1 to 1158 code for a protein of 385 amino acids. The record is from RefSeq and is a predicted model, not a curated record. The transcript has a single exon.
AUGGCUAUACGCCAAAGUAGUAAAGAUAUCUCACCCUAUGUAGAUGCUUUAGAACAAGAAAUCAAAUUAAUUAGUAAAGCUGUUGGUAAGAAGAGGGUCUUAACACAGUUGCAUUUUGGGGGCGGUACCCCUAAUUUUCUCAAUGAUAUUCAACUUGAGCAGUUAAUUGGAACCAUAACAGACCAAUUUUCAAUCGAUAGAGCUGCCGAAUUUGCGAUUGAAGUUGACCCUCGAAUAUUUACUGAUGGUACAGAACAACUAUUGUCAAAGCUUGGUUUUAAUCGUUAUAGUCUUGGUAUCCAAGACUUUGAUAAACAAGUACAGCAAGCAAUUAACCGUGUCCAGCCAUUUCAACUAGUUAGAAAAGUUAAUGAAGCCUUCCGUAGAACAAAUCCGAAAGGUAUUAACUUUGAUCUCAUUUAUGGUUUGCCCCAUCAAAAUUUAGCUUCUUUUGCACGGACACUUGACCUUGUUGUCGAGUUAAAACCAGACCGUGUUGCGGUAUAUAACUUUGCGUACGUGCCCCAAAUCAAACCACAUCAGAGUCGCUUACCAGUAAAUAAAUUUCCAUCAUUAGAGGAAAAAUUUGAGCUUUAUCUGCUAGCAAUUGAGAAACUAACACAUGCUGGAUAUCGUCAUAUCGGAAUGGAUCAUUUUGCUCUUGAGCAGGAUUCCUUAAGUAAAGCACAAGCCGCAGGAAACUUGUACCGUAGUUUUCAAGGUUAUGCUGUCAAGCGUUCAACUCAUUUAAUUGGAUGUGGAAUCUCCGCAAUUAGUAAAGUUGGUAACGUCUUUGCCCAGAAUGUUCGAAGCCUUUCGCAAUAUACAAAAUAUUUGAGUCGUCAAGAGCUACCGAUAGAAAAAGGUCUGGUUGUUGACCAAGAUGAUCAAUUAAGAGAAUGGAUCAUUCAAACCUUAAUGUGUAACUUUGAACUCAAAUUCUCAGAAUUUGAGGCUCAGGCGGGUAAUACGAUUGACGUUCUGUUUCCAAAUGAAAUGGUGCAUUUACAGGAUGCUGUUCAAUUGGAUUUAUUAACUAUAGAUCAGGAUGCGAUACGCUUAACAGAAAACGGGCGGCAUUUUAGUCGUAAUAUCGCUGUGGUUUUUGAUCGCCAUCGUAAACACGACCAAUGGAAUACAUUUUCCAAAGCAGUCUAG